AUGGCUGAUAAAGAAAACAGAAGAAAAUGUUUUAAGUGUGGACGUUCGCCAACCCAGCAUAAUGUAAAGCUCUUUCGUUUUCCGAAGCCGGCUAAAAGGAAUCUUAUACGUUGUUUAUUAUGGGCCAAAUAUAUCUUCCCUGAUCGUGACUAUUCUCUAGUAUCAUUUCAAAUGAAACUAUACAGUGAACACCGAAUGCUCUGCCAAAAACAUUUUAAGGACUGUGAUUUCACUGACAGUUCUAGAACCAAAUUAUUGAGAACAGCAGUUCCAUCUGAUGAUCAAAAAGAGCAUAUUUCUAUACCUGUGCAAGAUGAUGACUCACACAUUCUUAUUGUAUCUGAUAUUGAAGAACACAACCUUCUCAAUUUCAUUAAUUAUGAGUGUAAUUUGAAUGCACAGUUGAAUAUAAAAGAAGACUUGACAAAUACUCAAAAUAUUUCACAAAUAGACUGCGAAGAUAUCUCACCAGCAUCGCCAAUAGUUUUGGAUUUUGAAAAUGGGUUCCAUGAUACAAAUAAAGAAUAUGUUACGAAUAUUACGAAGUCUAGGAAAGAGGAAAAGCAGAAAUGUCAAAAAAUUGUCCAUCUACAAGAUACUAAAGUGCCUCCACGUGCAGUUGCUGUACUCCCGCCAGCAUUGUAUUACAAAAAUGGUUCAGUAAUACCUCGUCGCUCAUUACCAACAAGAGUAAAAUUUGGUCCCGUCAAAGGUGUGAAGACAGUUUUGACAAAUGAAAAUGCCUGUGAAAUAGUUCUUGAAGCUGCUAGAUGUAAAGUUCCAAUAUAUCUUAUGAUCAACAAUGACCAUAUUACUUAUAUUGAUGUCUUGGAUAAAGAUAAAUCAAAUUGGUUUAGCCUUUUGCCACUUGGAGAUCAACAUACAGCAAAUGUUUGGUUAUAUCAAGAAGGAGAAGAAUUAUAUGGAAUGGCUGUGAAAUCCAUCGCGGCGCGUACUCCUUUAAUCUUGGGCUAUAGCAAAAAGUAUACAGAAGAUUGUGGCAUUCCACCAGGACUACCAGUAUUAGAUAUUUCCUCAGUUUUAUGUGAAGAUCUCCAAGCACAAUGCCGUGAAACUGCGGGUCCGUAUCAUCGUAGAAAUGGAUAUAAGAAUACGAUACGUCUCCGAACGCGACGAGGAAGAUAUCGCUGUCGGUAUUGUUUACAUACUUUCAGUAGAAUAUUUACUUUAAAUCGUCACACUGCAUUGUAUUGUACCAAAAAGUCUGACAAAACAGCCACAGUUAAAUGGAAUUGUUUACCAGAAGUUGCUCCAACUGCAGCUUCCAAUAUAGAGGAUAAUAGGUUGCCGUCUGAUGAAAGCUUACAAAACUAUUCGAAUGGUCUAGAUUUUUCAACUAGCCUCUUUGACACUGAUCGUAUGUCGAAUCUUGAAAUAUCAGGAAGUUCUAGAUCUGAAAACGAUUUCAAUCUGUAUGGUGUUUCUUACAAAGAUCAUAAUGGCAUGACAGUCGAUUUGGAUCCUACAGUGAAUAAGCAAGAGUGUGAAAAUGAGGAUCGUAGCAAGGUUGAGCCCCCAAAUGAGCCGUUUCUUAUAUCAUGUGAACACUGUAGACAAACUAUAGUACAAGGAGAUAUGAAUCGGCAUAUAAGAGAAUGCAAACGGAUUUCUUUAACGUGUGAGUGUGGCCGUAUGUAUAAGAGCAAGGAAAAACUAGCACAACAUAUACACACCCAACAUGGCUUGAGCUCAUUGACACAGAAGUUAAAUGAAGAUGCAAUCUUUAAAUGUGACAAGUGUGACCAAACUUAUUUGGUAAGUUUAGACUUUUUGACCUUUAAUGACCUUUUAAGAUUACUUUAG
Molecule: messenger RNA, 1824 nt
Organism: Diatraea saccharalis (sugarcane borer)
Lineage: Eukaryota; Metazoa; Arthropoda; Insecta; Lepidoptera; Crambidae
Source: the annotation of a GenBank genome assembly